This is a messenger RNA of Neltuma alba, 1399 nucleotides long. RefSeq names its product phosphomannomutase-like. The transcript is spliced from 12 exons. Gene Ontology annotation, biological process: GDP-mannose biosynthetic process; protein N-linked glycosylation; mannose metabolic process. The record is from RefSeq and is a predicted model, not a curated record. Lineage: Eukaryota; Viridiplantae; Streptophyta; Magnoliopsida; Fabales; Fabaceae. Bases 450 to 1208 code for a protein of 252 amino acids. Gene Ontology annotation, cellular component: cytosol. Gene Ontology annotation, molecular function: phosphomannomutase activity.
GUGCUCCGAUGAAUUGGAUGGCUAGGAUGUUAAGAUUGAUGAGGGGGAAGUAGCUUCUGCGAAGAUACCCUCCGCAAUCUUGAAUAUCUCGUCCAGUGAGUCAAGAAAAUCAGUCGCCAAGUCGAUCCGAUCCGAUCGGAUCGGAUCUCUGUAAACCCGACUAGGAGGAAUACCUGGGAGUCCAUUUUCGUGGAUCCCCGGCGGCUGCGAGCCCCAUUUUAAAAUGCUGAUCCUUGUUAUCUUUUUCUUAGGCCCCGCUCAAAGGUCUUCCAUCCUUUUCCCUUACAGAUCUGAACCACUUUACAUAAUCCCGAGGAACUCCUUCAGUCCCGUCAUUGAAGUUCUGCUUCAAAUUUCGAGUCCAAGCUCCGGCAUCUGACGUUUCAAUCACUAAGGUUUCUUUGAUUCUCGUUUGGGCUGCCCAGGUUCUUUGCACUAUAUAAGCAUUAAUGGCUGCACGGACGCCCGGCUUAAUUGCUUUAUUUGAUGUCGAUGGGACUCUCACAGCUCCAAGGAAGGUGGUCACCCCAGAGAUGUCAAAAUUCAUGCGAGAACUCCGGAAGGUUGUGACAGUUGGAGUCGUGGGAGGAUCUGAUCUCGUAAAGAUAUCUGAGCAGCUUGGAAACACAGUCAUCGAUGACUAUGAUUUUGUGUUCUCUGAAAAUGGUCUUGUGGCACACAAGGAGGGAAAACUCAUUGCGACCCAGAGCUUGAAGUCAUUUCUUGGAGAAGAAAAGCUCAAGGAAUUUAUAAAUUUUACACUUCAUUACAUUGCUGACUUGGAUAUUCCUAUCAAGAGGGGAACAUUUAUAGAAUUCCGUAGCGGAAUGCUGAAUGUUUCGCCAAUUGGUCGAAACUGUAGCCAAGAAGAAAGAGAUGAAUUUGAAAAGUAUGACAAGAUUCACAACAUACGCCCAAAAAUGGUUUCUGUCCUGCGUGAGAAGUUUGCUCAUCUGAACUUGACAUUUUCAGUUGGAGGACAGAUAAGUUUUGAUGUUUUCCCUCGAGGUUGGGAUAAAACUUACUGCUUGAGAUAUCUCGAUGGCUUCAAUGAAAUCCACUUCUUUGGUGACAAAACCUACAAGGGUGGGAAUGACCAUGAAAUUUAUGAAUCAGAGAGGACUGUUGGGCACACCGUUACAAGUCCUGAAGAUACAUUGAAGCAAUGCCAGGCCCUCUUCGUGGGAAACCCUAACAGCGAUUCUUGAGACUAUUGCAGCAAUAUUUUGUAUGCUUUACUAAACAAACGCAUUGCAAGUCUUCCUUAAAUAUUAUUUUUGUGUUGUAUAAUGACAGAGGAUUGCACUGCCAAUAUUCCUGCGUGUCUUUAGCACUCUAUUUUUGGUGCCAAUAACCGGCUGAGUUUUGAAGUAAAUAUGAUUCUCAGUGGUCAGUACCA